Molecule: messenger RNA, 1107 nt
Organism: Solanum verrucosum
Lineage: Eukaryota; Viridiplantae; Streptophyta; Magnoliopsida; Solanales; Solanaceae
Exons: 5
Coding region: 1-1107 (368 amino acids)
Source: RefSeq, a predicted model, not a curated record
AUGCCAAAGUUCAAGCGUUUACAGAAAAAACAAAACUCAAAUCAAUUAGUAUCUGAUUCUCAAGGUGCGGAAUCAACACAUUCAUUUCUCCAAUCAACAUCAUGUCUGCCACCACAUCAGACCACAUCAUUUCUGGCCACAACACAUUCAGUCCCACUAUUUCAGCCGACAUUGCAGGCGCCUCUAAUAUUUCAGCCUGCAUCACAGUCAUCUCAAUCAGUUGACUCGGCAUCACAUUCAGCUACGAUGAAUCAACUUAUGUCACAACUGGCUCCGACAGCUUAUCCUACAUCACAACCAUCUCAUUUAGUUCACUCGACAUCACAUCCAGCUUCAACAGAACAAGACUCGUCACAACAAGUUCCAACAGUUCAAGCUCCAUUCAAAAAGCGUAUUGGGCGUGAAUCACAGUCAUAUUGGACUGUAGAAGCAAUAGAUUCAGAAAACAAUGUCAAAAGGCUCAAAGUAAAAAAAACAGAUGUGCUUAAUUUAUCAGGUGAUGAACUUAUUGUGAUUAAUUUUGAUUACCUGAAUGAACCAUUUGGAGAGACUCGUAGCCUUCUUUCAGGCUUUUGUGGAAUUUUAGCAUGUGAUUGCUCUUUAUUUCCAAUCAACUUUGAGAAGUGGUCGAGUGUGCCUAUGUCAUACUUAAAUCGUGUCUUCGAUCAAAUUAUAAAGGAAAUGCGUAGAAGAAAUACUGAAAAUCGGAAAAAACAGACAAUUCCACACACAGGUGGCUCCAAAGCGAAUGCUACGAGAAGGGCAGAAAUGAUGGCUGAAACAGGACAAAGACCUGGACGAGCACAAAUAUAUAUUGCUACUCAUAAAAAUAAAGAUGGAGUAUAUGUUAAUGAAGCUGCAAAAGAAAUAUGUGAAAAAAUUGAGCUAACUUUGAGCCAAAGUACCAUGGAUGAGUCUCAAAUUUUGCCAAAUGAUGCUGUUGGUAAGGUUUUAGGAAAAGAGCACUCUGGAAGGGUUAGAUGUUUGGGAUUAGGAGUUGUCCCAAGUAAAGUUUUUAAACAAGUAAGACCGCGUUUUGGUGGUGCAAGUACUUCAAGUAGUGAAGGCUCAUGUUCGUCCCAAUGGCAAGAAAACCACAAUCAAUGA